Chenopodium quinoa (quinoa) is the source of this 1994-nucleotide messenger RNA. RefSeq names its product elongation factor Ts, mitochondrial-like. NCBI's taxonomy places the organism in Eukaryota, Viridiplantae, Streptophyta, Magnoliopsida, Caryophyllales, Amaranthaceae. The record is from RefSeq and is a predicted model, not a curated record. The coding region runs from base 370 to 1515 and encodes 381 amino acids. Gene Ontology annotation, biological process: mitochondrial translational elongation. The transcript is spliced from 9 exons. Gene Ontology annotation, molecular function: protein binding; translation elongation factor activity. Gene Ontology annotation, cellular component: mitochondrial matrix.
CCUUGGAUUUGGAUCACAUUUCACUGCAUUUCCCGACCAUUGCCAUUACUCAUACAAAUAUGCAACAAGUCGGUGUAUCAUCCGGGCCAAUAAUCGCUUAAUCUUGAAUACCCAACAGAUCCAAACAACAGGCUCGGACCAGCAACCCAUCAAGCGCAAAGCCUUGCAAAGUGUUGAACACUUUCGACCCACAAUCUUCUCCUCUUCUCUCUCCACCAGUCCACCAGCACAGCCGUCGCCCUUCGCUAAGUGUGCUGCUUCAAUCACUCCGCCGCCGUCACAACCACCACUAACUCCCUUUCUCCGACGAUCCCCAGCUCUUGUGUCGUCUUCCCAACCUCUUUUUUUCUUCUGCUAUUGCCCUGCAAGAUGGCUUUUUCUGGGGGUGCAAAGCGCUCAAUUGGGAUUAUUUGCAGCAGAAUGCGUUCUGCACAUCAUGGGUAUUCCACCAUUGCUGUCAAAAGAAAUUGUUCUGGCACAAUUGUUGAUGAUUUUCAGUUUAAAAUGGGGUUUUCUGGGUUGUUUUUGAGGAGAUAUUCUGCUGCAUCAUCAUCUGAUCAGAUGGAUCUUAUUAAGCAGCUCAGAGAAAGAACAAGUGCUCCUAUUAAAGAUGUUAAAUCUGCUCUAGUUGAUUGUAAUUGGGACAUUGAUGCUGCUCAGAAGGAGCUGAGGAAACGAGGGGUUUACCUGGCUUCAAAGAAGUCGUCCCGAGCAGCUACCGAAGGUUUGCUUGCCCUUGCUCAGGAUGACACAAAAACUGCUAUUAUUGAGCUGAAUUGUGAGACUGAUUUUGUUGCAAGGAAUGAUAUAUUUCAGUACAUGGCUUUAUCUUUAGCAAAGUUGGCAUUGUCAGCCGAGGGUUCUUCUCAGCAAGUAGCUGAAGCCUUUCCAGUGACACUUGAGUACUUAGAGAGCUUGAAGUUGAAUCUAAACCAUCCAAAACUAUGUGGAGAGAAGAGCGUGCAAGAGGCAGUCGUUGAACUGGCAGCUAUGAUGGGGGAAAAUGUCAAACUAAGGAGGGGCUCUGCAUUGUCAAAAACUUCACCUGGUGUCAUUUCUACAUACCUUCAUUCAAGUCCCCAAUCAGGCCUGGGUCGUAUGGCUGGAAUUUUAUCUUUACAAGUGGAGAACCCAGAUGCUGACUUGGCUGCCCUACAGCGUGUUGGAUCAGAGUUAGCUAUGCAUGUAGUAGCUUCCAAACCCUUAUUUCUCUCAAAGGAACUUGUUUCCUCUGAUGCCUUAGAUAAUGAACGUGAAAUUCUCAGAUCUCAGGCAGAAGCAUCUGGGAAGCCUAAGAUGGCCAUUGAGAAGAUGGUAGAAGGACGAAUAAGGAAAUACUUAGAGGAAGUGGUUCUUUUGGAGCAAAAGUAUGUUCUUGAUGAUACAGUCAAUGUGAAGACUGUUUUGGAUAAUCUGAGCAAGGAAGUUGGGUCCCCUGUAAAGAUUGAAAGCUUUUUUAGGUUGGCAGUCGGAGAAGGAAUUGAGAGGUGUUGUGCCUGUAUGAAAGUAGAAUAGCUGAUGUAGGACUGUAUGCUGUUACAUGUCUAAACUAAAUGAGUAUGGCUUCUUGUUUUUUGGGUGGUGAUGAUGGAAAAUUGCUAAAAUUUUCCCAAAUGUUGAAAAACCAACUGUGCAACGGACAGCGCACGAGAGGAUAAUUAACAGGAAAAAUUAAGAACAAGAAUGGGAGAAGACGAAUGAUUGAUUGAUAGAUAGUAACCAAAAGGUUGUCACUACAAGCUACAAACUAAUGGCUUUAGGCCAUCACUCUCCAAGGGGUUCCAAUACAAAUUUCUGAAUGAAUCUUUUCUUUCCCUACUUCUUGCUAUUUAAACUACUUGCUAUUACACUGAAGUGGCAUGAACCUUAAUUGCUACAACUAAAUUUGUAUUCUUCCACAUACUGGCAAAAUAAAGUAAACGGUCCCCUGCAGCCUUAGUAUUCUGCUGUUGCUUGUUGUUGUGAAUUGUUUAUGCCUCCUGCUGCUGUUGUCU